This is a messenger RNA of Racocetra persica, 1746 nucleotides long. Lineage: Eukaryota; Fungi; Glomeromycota; Glomeromycetes; Diversisporales; Gigasporaceae. The record is from the annotation of a GenBank genome assembly.
AUGUCAAGUAAUUUAAAAAUAUUUGCCCUAGGGGGCUUACAUGAAGUAGGAAAAAAUUGUUAUGUUUUCGAAAAAAAUGAGGACAUAAUUAUCGUGGAUUGUGGUGUUAAGUUUCUCAACGGCAGCAAUCUCGCUGACGGCACUGUUCCUAAUUUUUCUUAUCUUGUGGCUAACCAGAAAAAAAUCAAAGGUUUAUUUAUUACCCACGGCCACGAGGAUCAUAUUGGCGGUAUUCCUUAUUUACUACAAUUAAUUCCGAACAUUCCAAUCUAUGGUUCGGACUUUUCAAUUUCUCUUCUCAAACAAAAAUUACGGGGAGAAAGCAAAGAAAAAACCACCAUUUUUCAAGACGACACAAUAAUUCGCACCGGGGAGUUUCGGUUGGUCGAAAUUGGCAAAAAAGGUGUGGAUUUAUUGUUGAGCGAUUCCACUAAUUCUGAAGUUGAAGGUAAUACUCCUUCAGAAGCGAAAGUAGUUAAACGCUUAGAAAAUAUUAUUACAGAGGCUACAGGCCGAGUAAUUAUUACCUCUUUUGCUUCUAAUGUCUACCGCUUAAAAAAAGUCAUUGAGAUUGCCAAAAAAACGGACAAAAAAAUUGUUUUGCUGGGUUCUUCACUACUCAAAAUGAUGAAAGCCAUUCAAAAAGCCAGGGGAGGAAAAAGCGGUCCUCAGUCGGCUGGCUCACCAAAAUUAUCCAGAUUGAAAAUUAGCAAUAAAUUAUUUGCUCUUGGAGCCAAAGUUUAUGAGAAUAAUAAAGAGGAUUUGCUCCAUGCUUCCGGUCACGCUUGCCAAGAAGACUUAAAAUUAAUGCUUACGCUGGUUAAACCGCGUUAUUUUAUGCCUUUUCACGGCGAUUUUCGGAUGCUGAAAAAACACGGGCAUUUGGCUCAAGAAUUAGGUAUUCCUAAAGAAAAUAUUUUCGUUUGUGCUAACGGGGAAGUGGCGAUAAAUGACGAAAAAAUUGACCAGCACGAUAAGAAAACGGAUAAAUAUAAUAGUAAAGAAAAAGAAAAAUUGCCUGACCUAGUAAAAUUACACGAACAAAUCGAAGAAUUACAAAAAAAACCAAACCCAACCGCAGAGGAGAAAGAAGAAUUAACCAAAAAAAAAGAGGAAUAUAAUAGUAAAUUAAACCAAGCCAAAGAAGCCACGAUUAAAAACAUUCAAACCCAAUUGGCGCAAAAUAAAUUAAAUAUUACUGAACUAGACGAUAGAAGUAAGAAGUUGGGAUUACACAAUUAUCUAUUUUUGGAGAUAAUUUUUAAAUUAGUAAUUAUUGAAAUAAUUGCAAUUUGGAUUUAUUUCGAAACGGCGAAAUUUUGGGAGAAUAUGGAAAAAAUGCGCGACCCUUACCUUAGCAUGGAGGAGAAAGAACAGUUGAAUGCGGAGACGAUGCCAUUGUUUAAAUACUGUCGUUUGGAUGAUGCCGAAGGUUAUGAGCAACAAAACGAAAGGCCACUAGUAAUCGUUUCCAAUAAUAAGCAAAACGAGAUAGAAAAGUUGUUAGUAGUGGUUCCUCUCAGUCGUUCCAUUGAAAAGAUUUAUCCUUUUCAAGUAGCCAUUUUCUUUAAUAGUGAACCAGGCAAAGCCAAAUGUGAACAAGUCCGAGCCAUUACCAGUGAAAGGUUAGAAAGAAAAUUAGGUAAUUUAACUGAAAAAGAAAUAAAUGUUAUUGAAGAAAAGUUAGUGAUAAUCUUGGCUUUGGAAGAUUAUAUCGAAAGAAAAAUUAAAGAGAGGACAAACUAA